Molecule: messenger RNA, 1596 nt
Organism: Plasmodium coatneyi
Lineage: Eukaryota; Apicomplexa; Aconoidasida; Haemosporida; Plasmodiidae
Product: KIR protein
Exons: 3
Coding region: 1-1596 (531 amino acids)
Source: RefSeq, a predicted model, not a curated record
AUGUCAAAUCCUAACGAGCCAUUGACGAAGCAAGAUUUGAGUUGGUUGCUACCCCUGAACAAGAAAUAUUAUGGAGAUUUUAAUGACGGAGUUGACUGCUGCUUGGAGUUAGGUGAUGAUACUGCGAAUGGCAUAAGGGACAUGUUAUAUACAGAAACUAAGACUAAAAAAUAUGCCAAUAACAUUGUGGAAGCCUGGUGUUGUGCGUACAAAGAGAAGAAAAGGGGAACUCCACAGGAUGAUACACCUUGCCGUUUUCUAUAUUACUGGAUAGGGAAUAAGGUACUUCCGGAUAGGACGAAUAGUUCAUGGGGAGAAAUUAUGGACGCCAUUUAUAACGAACUCAAAGAUCCUCAAAAACGGGACACUUGUAAAAUUAUUUACUCUGACAUAGACCAAACCACUUUUGCCCACAUGAACAAAUUAUAUGAUUACUAUAAAGGCUAUGAUAAAAUAAAGGAGCAUUUACAAUUCCGUGAUUCCCGUUGUGAUAAAGGCUUUCACGAUUACCUGGAGGAACUUUUCUCGGCGGAGAGGUACAUGUAUGGCAUAUGUGAUGGAAGCAAUACUAAGCAAUAUUGUAAGGACUUCAGGAGUAUGAAGGAAAAGGAGGGGUAUAAGGAUCUACUCGACAAGAAGUGCACCGUACCGAAACCUUCUGCCGGUGACGACUUCCAUGUUGGUGUUGCACCAGGAGUAGGUGUUGCUCCAGGAGUAGGUGUGGGUGCUGGCAUUCCGGGUUUAGGUGUUCCAGGUGCAGGGGUUCCAGGAGCUGUUAGUCCUGCUGCAGCUGUUUCCAGUAGAGGUUCUGAUGGGACCCCAUUUUCGAAGCAUUUACCUUCAAGGACCGACUUCUACGAUAAAUUCGAAUUGCCCCCUAAGAACAAAUGUAAUUAUGGAAACAUUAAAUCUGGAAAUUGGGAAACUGAAUUGAGGAGUAAAAUAAAAGUGUUCAACGGAAUCCAAGCUUUGGAGAGUCUGAUCGCGAAUGCUUACUGUAGAGCAUCUACAAUGAAGAAACAGUCACCAACCCAUGAUAAUACCCCUUGUUAUUUCUUUUAUCACUGGGUGGGAAAAGAAAUCCGCGGGAGUCUACAGGGGCAUGCAUUAUCAAACGUUUUACAACAAAUUUACGAUACGCUAAGAAAUGUUAACGGCGAGCACAAAUGUGAAGUUAAUUACAAAGAUGUUGACAAUGAUGACAAAGACACUUUCAACCAUAGGAAAAAAGUAUUCGAAAAUUACCACGAUUUUAAUACCGUAAAAGGGAUGUUACAUAAGGAUGACCCCGGAUGUGAACAGAAAUUGCUAGUGUACCAGACCGAAGUUACUGAAGCAUGUAAAGCUGUGAAGGAUUAUUGCUUACCAAGAGGGAAAGGUAGUGGCGGUCAAUAUUGUCAAGAGUUCGAAGGGAAAUAUAGGGAAUUCUGUGAAGAGAAACUUUCAGAAUUAAAAUGUACGGCAGUAUAUAGCGAAAAAUCAAUAGCCCCUGCUAUAUCUGGUACAAUUGCCACCACCACAGUAGGACUUGGCACUGUUGCAUUCUUUUUAUAUAAGGUAAUAAUAACAUCUAAAGAGUAUAGGCAAUAUAACUAA